This is a messenger RNA of Stylonychia lemnae, 894 nucleotides long. NCBI's taxonomy places the organism in Eukaryota, Ciliophora, Spirotrichea, Sporadotrichida, Oxytrichidae. The record is from the annotation of a GenBank genome assembly.
AUGGACAAAAAGCAUAUUGAGAGCGAGAAGAAAGAGUAAUAAGUAAUGGGUGAUGAUUUGACUUAAAAAGAUGGUGCAAAUCAAAAGUCUGAUGAAGUGACAGAAGAGGUUAAAGUUGUAGCUUAAAUACAGAUAAAUAAUGAUUAUUCUCUACCAAUAUAUCCAAUUCAUGUACUUUCUACGAAUAGGAUUUUAGAUACUAUCAUCUCAAGAAAUGAGGUCAACAAACCUGCGAGCAACAUGUAUAAGCUAAGAGGAAUUGGAGCAUAUUUUGCUGGAUUCGUGCCCUAUAGUAUAAAUUUCUUUUUCAACAAUGUUGAGUUCUAAUAUAAAGCAGAUGAAGAAGUUAACCAUCCAUUGGCCAAUUACUAUUUGAUUUCUACAAUUGCUUUAUGGAAUCCAAUUAAUAUAAUGAUUGUUCGAAUGCAAUGUCUUGAUUACCCUAUAAGGAAAUUCAGAGGUGCUCUUUGGGAUAUGAUUAAGCAUGACAAACAUAGAAUGCUCUACUCUGGUAUUGCUCCUAUUUUUGCAGGCUAGGCUUAUUUGUACUGUGCGAUAAUUGCUGCUGAGUCCAUGACUUCAUUCGGAUAUAAAUAUGCUCCUGAAGUUAGCUUAGGAUUAUUCCUUACUUCUUGUUUAUUUGCUCAUCCACUGUUCUUAAUUGGAAUGAGAGUCUAGUAUGGUAGAUUUCAUGCGACUUAAAUAUAAAGGGAAGCUUAUAAAAACUGGUUUAAUGCAUUAGUAUAUAUAAAAAAUCAGCAAGGCUCCAGAGCAUUCUACAAGGGAUUCGCUCCAGCAAUGUUUAUUUACACUGCCAUGCACUAUGAAAGUUUAAGAAGUUUUAUUUUAGAUCCCCUUAAAUAAAAAUACCUUGGCUGGGCCUAAAAGUAAUGA